Phycomyces blakesleeanus NRRL 1555(-) is the source of this 228-nucleotide messenger RNA. RefSeq lists its product as hypothetical. The transcript is spliced from 2 exons. NCBI's taxonomy places the organism in Eukaryota, Fungi, Mucoromycota, Mucoromycetes, Mucorales, Phycomycetaceae. The record is from RefSeq and is a predicted model, not a curated record. Bases 1 to 228 code for a protein of 75 amino acids.
AUGGGUAAUUUGACAGGGGUAUUGGGAGCAAGAUUCCCUAAGAAACCUGGGGGACCACUCUUGUCCCUUGAGACACGUCACUCGGUCAACUCACUGUCAACAUCAACGCCCACGAGUCCGGUACCACCCGUCACGGCUCACCACCGGACCAAACCACUGAAGGAAUCCACUGUCCAGUAUCCCCCACCAGAAACUGGCCGAAGCCGGACCUGCCCACAACACAUGUGA